AUGCGUAUUAUUAUACUUACAGUACUGAGUUCAUGUGCCUGUUAUUAAGUCUUUGAGCGCCAUGUUGUUACGGUGAGUCUGCUUCUCUUAUAGAUGUCAUGUUCAGUUUUCUCACGAGGAGCUUGUUUGGUGGCGUUGUUCUCCAACUUACAGGCUAAUGCUAAAGGGUGUGGUUUACCUGGCAGCGGCGUUAGCGUCUGUUUAGACCUCAAAUAUAACAUACAAUUAAAAUAUCACAGGGAACCAUGUUUGGAAAAAUCUGCAUUAACGUCUGUUAACGUUUACGUCACGAGAUGAUACGCCGUUCUACCGUGGACGGUUCUAGACCGCGUGUAAGAGGCUCAGAUGUAACGGUCCUGUAACAAUAACAAACUCCGUUUCGAAAUCUUAUCUUUGACUUGUUUCUCAUUAAAAACACCCUGAAGGUAAAUUUUUAGUACUGGAUAUCCAUCAGUUUUUGUGACAUUAUAAUUCGGCACGAGUACCGUAUUCGUGUAUAAUUGUUCAGUUGUGGUUGAUAACCGGACAAAAUGUGCUUCACGUUAAAGCCUGCGGUAUUCGUUUGCUUAAAUAAUACACAAAACUGACAGUGAUUCCAUAUACAUGCUAUAUCACCAUACUCUCACUACUUUGAGGUUGCUUAACUGCUCAAACGCAUAAACCAAUUCGCUUCACGAAAAGGGCUUGGUUUAAACACAUUCAUCGAAUUUCGAUGAUCACCGUUUUAGUAAUAUCUUGACUUUCUCACAAAGUUGGGCAGUCACUCCAGUUUUAGUUUAUUUCAGCUGUAAACAUGACAGAAAACGUCGAUCACAAACUGAAUUAUCCAGGUUUGUUAGUUUGACUUUGAGAAGUUUGAUUUUUUUUGUGCAGUCUAAACAGUCUAAUUUGUUCACAGGAUAAUUAAAAGUUCUGUUUCAUUUGGACUAUUGCAAUGAAUCCAUUUUUUAAAGUGCAUAUUAACAUACUGAGUGUGUUCAGCACAAUGGAUGGACAAUCUAGACUACAGCAUUUUGCAGACCCACUCUAACAUGUAAUUGUGCUGUACUGUUGUUAUAAGCUUAACUGAGAAAUAAAUCAAAAAUCAGCUGUAAUUCCUUUAGAGAUGCCAUAGAUAUCAGGAUAGUUCUGUGAGGUAAUCUUUGUUUUAAACAUGUAUAUUAAGUACAUUUGUGAUGCCGGCCUAUCUCCUCUUUUCUCUUAUUCAGCUUAAUAUGGAUGAAGUGAACAUCGUCUCUCUUGCCGUUGCGAGAUGCGUGGACACCUGCUGCCUGCUGAUCGACCUGCUCGUCAGGUCGCUCUGCUGGCUCCUCCACCUCCUGACCAGUGCAGGUGCCUCGCUCCAUAACACGUUGGUCGCCCUGAGCAGCUCCACUUUGGUCGAGUACUGGAACUGCGCCCUCUUUUCCUUCCUCACCGCCACAGAGGCCGUCUCCUCUGCGGCCUGUGGAGCCCUGCAGAGUCUGGGCGGGGUGUUUGAGAGCUUCAAAAUGGUGGGUCACCUCUUGUGCCAUGUGGCGUGGAGGAUAAAAGACGUGUUGCACCGCGGGUUUAUCUCAGGGAGCUGCAUCCUGCGGCAGACGUUUGAGUGCCUCUGCAUCUCGCUCAGCCUGGUUCUGUACUUCGUCAACACCGUGAUCAACAUGGUCCUCAUUAGCACGCAGAACUGUGCAAGUAUGCUGGCGGGGGUCUGGGAGAUGGUGGCGGACCCCGUGCACAGGAUGGUGGACCUGGCUCUGACUCUGCUGACCUUCUUGUACAGCUCCCUGGUCGGGGUGUCUGUGCUGCUGUGGACGCCUUGUCAGCUGCUGCUCGACUUCCUGGCUGCACUCGGACGCAUUUUUAUCACUGUUGUGACGAUGGACUCACACUCUCUGCUCAUCGCUGUGGUCUUCAUCUUCCUGGCGCUGCUGUUUCUGAACCCAAGACUGUCUGUACUCACCGCACACCUGAGCCUCAGACUCAUGAAUGCCCUCCCAGGUGCAGGUCAUGUGCAGACAGUACAUGAACACAAUCCAGUCAGUCAGGAGCUCCACACCCAGACUGUACGAAGGAGGCCCCCGCACACGCAAACAGGUGCUGUAACCACUGAGAAUGACCAGACAGAGACAGAACCAAGCCCUGCGGACCAUCUGCAGAGUGGCGGUACAGUGAGCAGACGCAGGACUGGAACAUCCGCAAAAAACAAACCCCCAGAGGUCAACGUCCCUUUGACGGAUGUGGAGCUGCUCAGCCUGCUGAAGGAGCAGGAGGAGAGGAAGAAGUGUGUCAUCUGUCAGGAUCAGAGUAAAACAGUGCUGCUGCUGCCGUGUCGCCACCUCUGCCUCUGUCGACACUGCGCUGACAUCCUCACGCAGCGCCGCGCCAUGCAUCAACGCUGCUGUCCGCUCUGCAGACAGGCGAUCACACAGACCAUGGACGUCUUCCUCUGA
Messenger RNA from Xyrichtys novacula (pearly razorfish), 2432 nucleotides. The record is from the annotation of a GenBank genome assembly. Lineage: Eukaryota; Metazoa; Chordata; Actinopteri; Labriformes; Labridae.